AUGGCGUUCAAUUCAAUUCUUCGCAACAAGUCGACUACUUUCGUUAGGGCUUUUGCUUCUGCGGGUCAAUUGAUCAGAAAAACCCAACCGGGUCAUCGCGCCGCUCUAUCCGCCGUCGUCAACCGGUUCGAGAAUCCCUUUGUUCCUAGGUCUAACUUUUCUUCUGUAGCUGUCAAGAGCAAGCCUUCCUCCGACGAGAAUCUCCUCCGUGUCAUCGAAUCAGAAAUCACAUGUGCUCAGGAAACUGAUGAAUCCGGCCAUGCUGAGGAGGUUCCGAGUAAUUUUCCGUUUAAGAUAAUUGAUAGUCCAGGACAACAGACAAUAACACUUGAAAGGAGUUAUCAAGGUGAGGAAAUUAAGGUUGAGGUUCACAUGCCUGAUUUGGUUACUGGUGAUGAGAAUGGGAAUGAGGAUGAUAAGGAUGUUGAGAGUGAGAGAGCAACUCAAUCGAGCAUUCCACUUUCAGUGAGUGUUUCUAAGAAGGGUGGACCGUCGUUGGAGUUCAGUUGCAUUGCGUAUGCGGAUGAGAUUGUUAUUGAUAGCUUGUCUGUUAAGAAUCCUGAUGUUUCGGAUGAUCAGAUUCCUUAUGAAGGACCGGAUUUUCAGGAUUUGGACGAGAGUCUUCAAAAGACAUUCCACAAGUACUUAGAAAUAAGGGGAGUCAAACCAAGCACAACAAAUUUCUUGCAUGAGUACAUGAUCAACAAGGAUAGCAGAGAGUACUUGGUGUGGUUGAAUAAGCUCAAGAGUUUCAUUCAAGCAUGA
Messenger RNA from Vicia faba (fava bean), 765 nucleotides. The record is from the annotation of a GenBank genome assembly. Lineage: Eukaryota; Viridiplantae; Streptophyta; Magnoliopsida; Fabales; Fabaceae.